Messenger RNA from Apis cerana (Asiatic honeybee), 8926 nucleotides. Its product is annotated as diacylglycerol kinase theta. Gene Ontology annotation, cellular component: membrane. Gene Ontology annotation, molecular function: RNA binding; ATP-dependent diacylglycerol kinase activity. Lineage: Eukaryota; Metazoa; Arthropoda; Insecta; Hymenoptera; Apidae. The record is from RefSeq and is a predicted model, not a curated record. Gene Ontology annotation, biological process: phospholipase C-activating G protein-coupled receptor signaling pathway.
AUGGCGUCGGUCUCGGCUGAGACUCCAGCCAGCCAUGGGCACAGCUUCAGCAAGAAGACGUUUCACAAGCCGACGUACUGCCAUAGCUGCACCGACAUGCUGUGGGGCCUCAUACAGCAGGGGUACAUCUGCGAAGUUUGCAACUUCGUGGUGCACGACCGCUGUCUCAAGGCCGUCGUCUCUCCCUGCUCCAGCAUCGCGGCAAGCCUCAUUAAGAAUCCAGUUGCACACUGCUGGUCCGAACAGGUACAUCAUAGAAGAAAAUUCUGCAACGUCUGUCGUAAACGGCUCGAUGAUAAUCUAUCCAUACAUUGUGAAAUAUGCGAAUACUUCGCGCACACGGAGUGCCAGGAUUUUGCCGUGGCAGAUUGCAAGGAGAACGCCACGUAUCUACCUGGGAAGGACUUGGCGCAGGUAAACCACACUCAUCACUGGCGAGAAGGCAAUCUUCCCAGCAGUUCGAAAUGCGCUGUCUGCAAGAAAAAUUGUUUUUCUGCCGAGUGCCUUUCCGGGUUUCGUUGCGAGUGGUGCGGCAUGACGUUGCACUCUUACUGUUAUAAAAAUAUCCCGCAAGAAUGCACCUUUGGGAACUUGGAACCAAUCUACUUACCACCACAUGCAGUCAGCAUUCCACGUACGGAAGUUCCCAUGGAGGCCAUCAUCGGUGUACAAGUACGUCGAAAAGAAGCCCUGGCGCGUGAGUAUUCCUGCCAUAACAUCGGAGAGCAAUUCGAUUUCGCUGAGAGUGAACAAAUUGGGGCUGCAGGCCGUCUAGCCGAAGCUUUGAGGCGCCUUUCACUAGUUUUGCCACGUAGCUGCCAUGGAAAAUGUCAUGCUUCCCCUCCUUAUGUUCGAGCACGAAGCAUAUCGGAAGAGUUCAGCAGCGGGGAUGCAAGGUAUCGUGACAAUGGCGAACCAGGACCGGGUAGCGCGCACGGUCGUGAUCCGCGUUCACCGAAGGAGAAAGAAGAUAAAGAAAGAGGUGACGAAGAGAUGAUCAAGGUGUACGACGGCAACAAUUCCCUGAGAAGACGGAUAUUUCGCGUGAUCACGGUGCCCCGGCAAGCCACCACUGAACAGGUCCUGACGUCGGCGCUUCGCGCGUUUCACAUCACGAAAGAUCCUAGCAACUUUUACCUCACCGACGUGUACGCCACGGAUGAAACCGAAUUAUGCGAUCCAAAUCCGGUUCUGAACUUGAAUCGAAAAGAGGGCAAACGUCCGGCUGUCUUCUUGCGGUUCAAGGAUAGCGAAAGCGGAGAGGUACGCGUCUAUCCGGGCAAAUUACAGGUGUCAGAGUCGUUCUGUAUAGUACCUGUCACAGAGGCGACAACGAUCGCGGAUUUGAUCGAGGAAGCGCUUCAAAAGUUCGGUUUGCAAAAUUUUAAAUCGGAAGAUUACAGAUGCAGCGAGAUUCUUCUGGAUCAUGGUGUCACCGAAAGGGUUUUGUGCCGCGACGAGAAGCCGUGGGAAAUCGUGAAGCAGCUCGGCAAAGAUUCGAUCAGGCAAAUGGAAUUGAUGCGAUUUUACCUUCAGCUUAAACAGGAUCCCCAUGGACCCAAUUUAGCUUUGUUCGUGGGAAAUUUGCCACCAAAUCUCUCCGAAAGGAGUUACGAAAACAUGUUGACCGAAUUCUUAGGCAAAGAAAACAAAUUCUCAUCUAUCGGUCCAAUAUACUACGAGUACGGCUCGAUGGUGAUCAUUUACGAGGACUCGAACAAGGCUGUUACAGCGUUGUACACGUUAAGGGAAUCAAAAUACGAGGACAAACAUCUUUUAGUUAUGCUGUUGCCAAGUAUCGAGCCGAGCAUGGUGCCUCCAGGUGUGCAACCUUUACUCGUCUUCGUGAACGUGAAAUCUGGCGGUUGCCAAGGGCUUCAAUUGAUCUCCAGCUUUCGGAAACUUUUGAAUCCGUAUCAGGUGUUCGAUCUCGACAAUGGAGGCCCACUUCCUGGUCUCUACGUUUUCCGUCACAUAAAGGACUAUAAAAUCUUGGUUUGCGGUGGCGACGGGACAAUAGGAUGGGUGUUGCAGUGUUUGGAUAACGUGGGCCAGGAUAGCGAGUGUUCCUCGCCUGCUUGCGCCAUUGUUCCCCUCGGCACGGGAAACGAUCUUGCCCGUGUCCUGUGCUGGGGUUCCGGUUACACAGGCGACGAAGAUCCCCUCAACUUGCUUCGAGACGUGAUCGACGCGGAGAAGUCCAUGUUGGACAGGUGGACAGUGGUGUGCCACACGGAGGAGAAAGAGGACAAGCAAUCGUCCACUAACGCGGGAGGAGCGGGUGCACCUAGCGAAGACAAUACGCAAAUAUUGGUGAUGAACAAUUACUUCGGUAUUGGUCUCGAUGCCGAUCUUUGUUUAGACUUUCACAACGCCAGAGAAGAAAAUCCGAACAAAUUUAAAAGCAGAUUGCGUAACAAAGGGGUGUAUGUGACCAUGGGUUUACGAAAAAUGGUGAAACGGAAACCGUGCAAAGAUUUGCACAAAGAAAUACGACUGGAAGUGGACGGGAGACUCGUCGAAUUACCUCAAGUCGAAGGAAUAAUUAUUCUAAACAUUUUAAGUUGGGGUUCUGGGGCAAAUCCCUGGGGACCAGAUGUCAAGGAAGACCACUUUCAAACACCGAAUCACGGGGAUGGGAUGUUGGAGGUGGUCGGAGUCACGGGUGUUAUGCAUCUCGGACAAAUUCAAUCUGGUCUCCGUACAGCGAUGAGGAUAGCACAGGGUGGACAUAUAAAAAUUCAUUUGUACUCCGACAUACCAGUACAAGUAGACGGAGAACCAUGGAUCCAGAGUCCGGGGGAUAUCGUAGUUUUGAAGUCGGCACUGACGGCAACCAUGUUGAAGAAAAAUAAGAUCAAGCGUCGGAAUACCGAACCUUCGAUUCCACCCGCUAAUGGGGUGGGGGGCAAGAGCACGGACGAGUGUAGCAACAAAAGCUAGAAGCCGCAGUUUCCGCGCUCCUAUAAAAAAAAAAAAAAAUGAAAAAAAUCGAUCGAAUCAGACACGAAAUUGCAUUCGAUUCCCGCCUAGGCUCCACCUCGUAUCGUGAUAUUCGUUACGGUACAGGGGAGUUUCGGUGCGAUCGAUACGAGAGAGAACGCAUACACACACAUACGCGCACAUACAUACAUACUUACACGUACACGUACAUGUACUCCCCCCUGUGUAGUAAAAUUCCAUUCGAUGUUUCCGCCGCAUGUAGCUCUCUGUGCCAAUAUUGUCGAUGUAUAUGAAUGAUCGAUAAAUUUUUGGACAACAAUCAAGGCUUUCUGGUUUCGAGGAAGAUCCGGUUCUUCCAAGGUCUUCGAGUCUCGACGAAGACACAUUUGCGAGAUGUUAAUACGAUUGUAAGAUUAUUUGAAUGUUUAAUUUUGGAUUAUAUUCGAUAAAGUGCUAACCCUAAGCUUAUCGUUUUCCAGUUUCCUUUUUUGAAUAAUUUAAUAUUUUUAAUGAUUUUCUUUGUUUUUUCCCCUCCAAAAAAGUUGAAAAAGUUUUACAUAAUUUUUUUAAACACGUUUUAAACGCAUGCUAAAUAUUAAUAUCGUUUUUACGAUCGAGAUGAUAAUUUUUAAGAAAGAUUUAUUUUAAAAAUAUUGAAGCAAAGAUUUGAUAUUAAAUUAAAUUUUAAAUUUUUGUCCGAGAAUUUAUCAUGUUAUGAUCAUGUCUAAAUGCUCAGCGCAAUUCAAGCUUGUCGUAAAAACAGUGUUGUGAAAAAUUGAAGGUUCGAGAAAUUUUUGUCAAUAUUUUGCAAAUAUUGUAUAAUAAGCAGUGACAAUCAUUCUGUAUUUUGAAACAAAAUGAAAAGAAAAUAUAAAUAUACAUAUUCUGAUAAUUUUAUAAAACCUACGUUUUCACAACACUAAAUGGUUCAAUUAUUAUGCCUAUUUUCUCAAAUGGUGUUUUCCAGCUUCGGAGAUUAAUUCUCGAAGGAUCUUAUUUCUUAAUAUUCGAGAUAAUUAAAUAAUCUUCAAAAGAUUUUCAAAUUUUUAUUUUUGUUGUAUUUAACGAAUUUUGAAAUUGUCACUACUAAAAUUCAUAUAAAUUCUAUUUCAUGAUUUCAAAAGUCCAAUAUCCAGAGAAUAGCAUCGAUCCUUUGAGAGUUAAUCGAUCCUUCGUUUCAUUCUUGUCGUGGAAAAUCUAUUUAUCUGAAUUUCGUUUGUGGAAAUUUAGAAUAGAUCAUAAGAAAUUGUUUAUAUUUUUGAAAAUAUUGUUUAUCAGUAAACGAUCAACUUUCGAUUAUCUAUUGCAUUAAAUCGCGUAUUGGCGGUUUGAAAAUGAUUAACUUCGUUUUAAUUAUUGAAUGAAAAUUAUACUAUGUCAAAAAAAAAUUGUAGAUACGAAGGUUAUUUUCAUCCCUCUAUGGAUCCAGAUAAAUAGAAUUCUAUCGUAUUCGCUAGAAGUGUGCAGAAACGAUGAGCUCGGAAAAAUUCGUGCAGGAUCGGACUCGUGUUCUCGUACUAGUUUCAGGAUCCGAUUCGACGCACAUUCGUCACCGAGAACUGGACAUCGGGUCAGUUCGGCAAUACUCGGACGCGAUCGAUUUGGAACACGAUUUGUCAUCUCAUUUAAAACCCUUUAACUUCGAGAACUUUUUCCAAUGAUUCCAAGCAAUAUCGUUUGAUCAUUUUAAAUUUAAAGUUCUUGUUUCUGCAUACUUCUAAUAUUCGAUCAAUGCAAUUUAUUUAUUUUUCUCUCUCUCUGUGUUAUCCUUGGCGAGUGUUCUGGCUGUGUUAACCGAUCCGCGUGUCGUUUCACUUUGGUCACUUGGCAUUGACAUUGCAAUCUGUAUUUGCUCCUUUGUGCGCGCUCCUUGUGAUCCUGUCCCUUCUUAGGCCACGAUGCUGAAGAAGACCAAGGGUAAAAUGAAACGGCGUAACACAGAGUCCAGCAUGCAGCUGGCGCUUCAGGCAGCAGCCUCGAACGAUCCGGAGCCUGAACUCUUCUGAGUGUCCGAAUAUAGAGUCCCGUGCAAGCGGAUGGAUGUCACGACACGAGUAUUAUCACGUAUUUGCACGCAUAAGUGGCACGGUUGUAGCACGACACGCAACAAACGAAAUCGGCCUCGAAAUUCGUCUGUCUGACCACGGUCACGCGCUGUACGAACUUAUUAUUUCUAGUAAGCACAAAGAACAGGAAAAAAAAGAAAAAACAAAGGGGCGAGAAAGAGAAGGAUCAUACACACGAAUAAUAUACCAUAACUGUACACUGAUAUACACACACAAGUGAGUACAAUUCUCUUUGAUGAAUUAAAAAAAAAAAAAACGCAAGCGGGAGCUCCUUUAGGAAAUAAUAAAGAAGAAAAGUGCGAACCUGACGAUUUUACUUACCACACACGAAGCUCUCUCCGUGACCGCUAAAGAAUCCAGGAAUGGAGGAAAGAAAAAAAGAAAGAAAAAGAAAAAAAAAGGACAACCAGGACAUACGCUCGUCUAUGUGGACACAUCAUUAUAAAGUCAAGUAAUCUUUAAUGUCCUUUUUCCGAGUUGCUAGGAUGAAAACAACUAGAUCUCAUUUUUAAAUGUUAAUAAUCAUUAAUUGUAGCAUUGUACGUAGCUUUGAUCGAUAUUUUUUUAGUAAAACGAUAAAACAAAAGAGAGAGGAGAGUUAAGAGAGAAGAACGAACGAAUGCAUGAACGAGAGAGAGAGAGAGAGAGAGAUUUUAUGUAUGUUGCGUAUGUAAGGGAAAAAGAAAGAAAGAGAGGGAGAGAAAGAGAAAAAUGAAGCGAAUCAGAAAGAGUGAAAGGAGUGUUAUACAUGAUAGGAUAAUUAAAAAUCACGUUACCAAGAACAGCAGCAGUAUUGAAACAACUUUCUCCCCCGUUUAAUUCGCUUGACAGCCAUAUUUGCGCAUUUACGUUGUAUAGUUCGUUAUUUAGUCUCGGAAAUGCGAUCGAAAGAAGUGAAAAAACGUAAUUGUACAUGACAUUUCGUAUUGGUAUUUUACUAAUUUACAGUAAGUAUCAUGAUACGAAUCCCGUAAUCACGAAUAUCGAAUACAUACAAGAUCAGUUGUUAUCUAUUAAUAUAAUAUAUAUAUAUUAAAAAAAAAUAUAAAUAUAUAUAUAUAUAUAUAUAAAAUAUUUAUGAUUAUAAAUAUUAAUAUAUUUACAAAAGAGUAAUGUAUUAGUAUUACAGUUUUAAGUUGUGAUAACUGUUGUGCGUCUGACUGCUGGGCAGUCUGGAAUUUAUAAGAAAAAAAAAAAAAAAACAAACAAAAAGAAACAAAUACCAGUGGCAGUCAGUUAUUUCAUAUUAUAGAAUAAACGAGAUAAUAAAAUAAAAUCGAAAAGAGGGAGAAGAGAGAGUAGAAAGAGGGAUGAAUGAUGAACGAGGAGGAUGGAAAAGAGAGCGUGGAAAGCAAAAGAAAAUUAAUCCGGAAUAAAGAAAAAUAAAAGAAAAAAUAGUUAAAUGUGACGCGUUUCCGGUAGGGUUUAAAUUGGCGGUUGAACGUUUUGCCAACUCGUCUCGAUGACGAUCUCACACGAUCUUGAAUCCCACUUGAUGGGAUUCGUGCUUGCAACAAAUUAUUUCAUAAAAAUAUCACGAAAAAUUCGUCGGCAAAAUGAAAGAGAAGGAAGGUCGGUGGCGACUUGGCAACGUUCUCACUUCGAGGCUCUGGCAAAAAUGUUCUCUGUCCAAUCGAAAGAAUCAAUUUUACCGGAGCCACAGGGGUAGGCAAACACUACAUUCCACUGAAACGUGGUUGCGAUAAGCAAAGAUGGACACACAUGUACAUUUCUAAACUAUGCCAAAAAAAAAAAAGAAACUUCUAACGUGCUAACACUUUCAACGCUGUUUGGACACCUCUCGAUAUGCAGGGUUGAUUCUCUGGUGGCGAAGAAGAAGAAGAAGAGGAAGAGGAAGAAGAAAAAAAAAAGGAAAACGCGAGGCACAUAUAUAGGAUCGGGAAGACCGUCUAUAGGAAUCGUCGGUGAUUUUCGGCAACGAUUCGUAUACACGAAGAGAGAAAGUGAUUUUUGAAGAGCGGCUGAUUCGUUCGGGAACGAAGUGAUCGCACGCAUCGUUCCGAUUAAUACGUACGUCGUGGAUCGUGUUCAUAUUGGACCCUUAGUUGGCAUCAAUUCGAUUAAGAGACAAUUCCGGUGCCAAACAGUUGUACAUAAUACUGUAAAUGUAGGAGUAAAAAUGGUAACAAUAAGAAAAAAAAGACAAAAAAAAAAAAAAGAAAAAAACAAGAUAAACAAAACAAACAAAUCGUUAUUCUGAGCGUCGGAGAAAGAAUAGAAACCAGGUGCUGUUUGUUACAUGCCGGACAUUCUAGAUGAACGAUCGUCCCUGUUUAGGAGUUAUACCGAUUUUUUGGGGGAAACGAAACAGGAAAAAGAAAGGGGGAAACAAAGAAAAAAAAAAUAGAAAGAAAAGAGGAGAAUAAAAAAACGUGUCGCGUGCGUUCCGAUCGACCGAAAUUCGACGAUGCGUUUCGCGCGCGAACCGUCGUAAAAAAAAAAUGUAUGGAAACGUGUCAAAUAGGAGUAGAAGAUGUGCGCGAGGGUCUUUUAAUUUUUGCGUUUUACGAGACGAGACGCUUGUAGAAAUACGCUCCUACAUCUCUUAGCUACUUUGUAGAAUCUUUCCUUCCUCCUCCUUCUCCUCCUCCUCCUCCCCCUCCCCCUCCCUCUCCCCCCGAGUGUCUUCUCAAACGAGGUAUCCGAUCGCGCGGGAAAAAAGAAAAAAAAAAAAAGAAACAUUUCGCCAGAGCAGAAGCAAAAUUUUCCCUUCAACGGGAGACCGGCCAUUUCCCGGAUGAUUGGAUCUUGGCCUCCCGUUUCGAACGAAAUGGAUCCCAACAACCUGCCAACGAUACAUGGGCUCAGUCGUUCGUGCUCGGCAUCCGGCGCGCGAGCACGAACGACGUAUCGGCGGCAGAUUGGAAUCGCGAUUACAUUUGUUGAUCUGACCAAAAAAAAAAAGGAAAAAAAAAAAAAUAAAGCUCUAGUGUAUUCGCCGUUGCUAUAAACCAAAAAAAAAAAAAAAGAAAAAAAAGAGGAUAGAGGAACCACACAUUAAGCUAUGAACAAUCUACGUAUAAUGAAUGUAUGUGCUAUGGAAAACAAAAAAAAAAAAAUGCUAGCUGUUACGACUGAAUUCGUUUUCCUGUCCUUUCGACACACGUGUACACUUAUACAGAUACAUACACACGAAACACGUAUACAUAAGAGGAGCGCACAUACACACACACACACACACACGUACACAUACACGCAUAUAUGGAAUCAAUAUGGAAGUAUAUCUGUGCGAUCUAUUUUUUUGUCAACUAUCAGAAUUCGAUGCGAAUUGAGAAAACGAUAUACACAGAUAACAUACAUGUACACGUAUACAAACAGACGAAUACAAUACCUUCCUCCGUUUACAUUGUAUUUGUAGAAUAUAGAUUUUGCCGAAGACGCGGUUCCGUAAAUUAUUUUCCAUCGAUUUCGAACGAAAGAGCGAGAGCGUAUUGUAAUCACACCGGGGAUCGGAUGAUGACACGUUUUUAGGAAUGAUUAUUAUUUUCAUUACGAGUAUAUAAUGUGUUUCGUUUUCUUUUUUUUUUUUUUUUUUUUUCUUCUUCUUCCCCAUGUUCCAAAUCGUACACACGCCUGUAUUACCGUUGUAAGCUCGAAAGGACACAUGUUGUGUGUGAUCGAAUAAUAGAGAUCCGUUGUGUAACAUACAUUGUACAUACAUUGUCGAUGUAUCACGCGCACGCUGGUGUGGUAUACCGAAAAAAAAAAAAAAAAACGAGAAUUGUUACCGAGUUUACGAUCCUUAUGUUUCUUUCCUGAUUGUAUUGUUUCAGACGUGCUCGACUUGCACGCGUUAAUUUAUAUCCGCGAGGUGGGCGAGGUUUUUGGUUUCAAUCUUGUCUUGGCGUGUAUAUUACGGAAAGAGUGGAAUAUUACAUAAAUUAAUGUACACAUUA